Molecule: messenger RNA, 1467 nt
Organism: Pseudozyma hubeiensis SY62
Lineage: Eukaryota; Fungi; Basidiomycota; Ustilaginomycetes; Ustilaginales; Ustilaginaceae
Exons: 1
Coding region: 1-1467 (488 amino acids)
Biological process (GO): double-strand break repair via homologous recombination
Cellular component (GO): cytoplasm; chromosome
Molecular function (GO): 3'-5' DNA helicase activity; four-way junction helicase activity
Source: RefSeq, a predicted model, not a curated record
AUGGGUCACGACUACAGACCCGACUAUGCAAAGCUCUCUUUGCUCCGUCGACUUUUUCCCAAAGUGCCUAUAAUGUGUCUGACGGCCACGUGCGGCCCAAAGGUGCUGAAAGAGAUUCUGGAAAUCAUCAACCUGCCCCCUACCACCGAGCCCGACAACGCAGCGCCGCUACGCACUAUAUACUUUACCGCUCCGCUCUUCCGACCCAACCUCAUCUACCAGGUGGUGCAGCGUCCACAACAGGCAAAAGCCGCUGCCGAGGCCAUGGUCGAUUACAUCCUUCAGCAUCAUGCAGGUCACAGCGGUAUUGUCUACUGCCUCUCUCAAGCAGAUACCGAGGCCACAGCGACCGCGCUCAAAGAGAUCAGCAAUGGUCGUAUCGCCACGGGUAGAUAUCAUGCAGGUCUCGACGAUGCAAGCAAGCAGCUCAUCCACACCGAUUGGCGUACGGGGCACAUCCAGGUGGUCUGUGCCACCAUCGCCUUCGGAAUGGGCAUCGACAAGCCCGACGUCCGCUUCGUCAUCCACGCAUGCAUCUCGAAAUCAAUCGACGGAUACUAUCAGGAGACGGGCCGAGCUGGCCGAGAUGGACAAGAGUCUGAUUGUGUCCUGUUCUAUCGACCUCAGGAUGCCAUUCGAAUGAGCUCACUCGUAGCCAGUGAGCCCACGGGUCAGGAGAAGCUGUCUGCCAUGCUCGAAUACGCCCAGUCGGCUCGGUGUCGACGUCAGCUUUUUGCAGACUACUUUUCCGACAUGUUUGAAAAAGGUGAUGCUCAACGCCAGCAGACGUGCGGUAUCUGCGACAAUUGCACAGGCGAGCGCUCUAAGCUGCUCAUCGACGCACGCAACGAGAUGUGGAAACUUCUCGCCGUGUUGGCCGAAAUGUGCCGGCAAGGCGGGAGGAUCACUCUGACCAGUCUAUCUGAUGUUGCUCGUGGUCUCGGAGGCGGCAAAUUCAACCUGGAUCCCAACCUCACCGACUCGAGCAAGGCCAAGGCAAAGUCGAGCAGCUCGAACGCAACCAAGGCUGGCGUCGUCGACGUACAGGCAGUAGCUGGUGGCAAGAUCACGCUGCAUCGCGAUGUGGUCGACCGCUUGAUCGUUCACGCCAUCCAGUCGCAGCUCAUCGAGCAGAACUACCAAGCAACUGCAUACACGGUCAACGUCUACCUCGAGUUGGGACCCAAAGCAUCUCGCUUUCUUCGCCAUCCGCUGUCGACCAUAUCAUCAUCCGCGCAGCUUGACAAGCUGCCAGCAGUGCAGAUACUGCCACCCUCAGCUACAGCGACGACAGCAGCUGGCCCCAAAGGAGAUAACAAACGAUCAGCAUCGAGCGCAGAAACAAGUCAGCGCAAGAAAAGUAGGCCUGGUACCACCACCCGCGUGGCAUCAUCAUCAAAGGCCAAUGCAAAGCACCCUUCUCAAGACAGUGGAGCCUCGGCAUUUGAUGCCAUUGUUGUCGAUUAG